GCCGGCGCGGGGCGGACAAGAUGGCGGACGGGGACAGCGGCAGCGAGCGCGGCGGAGGCGGCGGCGGGUUCGGGACCGGGCGCGGCGGAGCGGGAGGAGGCGGCGCCGGGUCCGGGGCGGGCUCCGGCGGCGGAGCGGGCCCCGAGCAGGAGACGCAGGAGCUGGCGUCGAAGCGGUUGGACAUCCAGAACAAGCGGUUCUACCUGGACGUGAAGCAGAACGCCAAGGGCCGGUUCCUGAAGAUCGCCGAGGUCGGCGCGGGAGGCUCCAAGAGCCGCCUCACGCUCUCCAUGGCCGUGGCCGCCGAGUUCCGCGAUUACCUGGGCGACUUCAUCGAGCACUACGCUCAGCUCGGCCCUUCCAGCCCCGAGCAGCUCGCCCAGGCCGCCGGCCCCCCCGGCGAGGACGGCGCCGGCCCCGGCCCCCGCCGCGCCCUCAAGAGCGAGUUCCUGGUGCGGGAGAACCGCAAGUACUACCUGGACCUGAAGGAGAACCAACGCGGCCGCUUCCUCCGCAUCCGCCAGACCGUGAACCGCGGGCCCGGCGGCCCGGGGGGGUUCCCGGGCGGUCCCCCCGGCCUGCAGAGCGGGCAGACCAUCGCGCUGCCGGCGCAGGGCCUCAUCGAGUUCCGCGAUGCGCUGGCCAAGCUCAUCGACGAUUACGGAGGGGAGGAGGACGAGCUGGGCGGCCCCGGUGGCGGAGGCCCCGGAGGGGGGGGGCUCUACGGGGAGCUACCCGAGGGCACGUCCAUCACGGUGGACUCGAAGCGCUUCUUCUUCGACGUGGGCUGCAACAAGUACGGGGUGUUCCUGCGGGUGAGCGAGGUGAAGCCGUCCUACCGCAACGCCAUCACCGUCCCUUACAAGGCUUGGGCCAAGUUCGGCGGCGCCUUCUGCCGUUACGCCGAGGAGAUGCGCGACAUCCAGGAGCGCCAGCGGGACAAGCUCUACGACCGCAGAGCCGGACCCCCCGGCCCCGGCAGCGGCAGCGGAGCCGGCGACGACUCGGACGGCGACGACGUGGACGACGACUGAGCCCCGGAUCCCGCCGCCG
This is a messenger RNA of Neopsephotus bourkii (Bourke's parrot), 1053 nucleotides long. RefSeq names its product purine rich element binding protein B (gene PURB). Bases 21 to 1034 code for a protein of 337 amino acids. Gene Ontology annotation, biological process: regulation of transcription by RNA polymerase II. Gene Ontology annotation, cellular component: nucleus. Lineage: Eukaryota; Metazoa; Chordata; Aves; Psittaciformes; Psittacidae. The record is from RefSeq and is a predicted model, not a curated record. The transcript has a single exon. Gene Ontology annotation, molecular function: purine-rich negative regulatory element binding; DNA-binding transcription factor activity, RNA polymerase II-specific; RNA polymerase II transcription regulatory region sequence-specific DNA binding.